Molecule: messenger RNA, 1091 nt
Organism: Triticum dicoccoides
Lineage: Eukaryota; Viridiplantae; Streptophyta; Magnoliopsida; Poales; Poaceae
Product: pyridoxine/pyridoxamine 5'-phosphate oxidase 2-like
Exons: 7
Coding region: 65-682 (205 amino acids)
Biological process (GO): pyridoxine biosynthetic process
Molecular function (GO): pyridoxamine phosphate oxidase activity; FMN binding
Source: RefSeq, a predicted model, not a curated record
CAGAGCAUAAGCGAUAUCCACGGCUCAGCGAGGUGAAACAGCGCGGAGGCGGCGACAGGUAGAGAUGGCCGGCGGUGGCGCCGCCGCGUCGGCGCUCUCGAGCCCGUGGAGGGCGCUGCUGCAGCGAGCGUUGGACGCCAACGCGCACCUCAAGCACUCCACCUUCUUCCAGCUCGCCACGGUGGGCGGCGGCGGCAGGCCGGCGAAUCGCACCGUCGUGUUCAGGGGGUUCCAAGAACACUGCGACAAGAUUCAGAUUAACACGGAUGCGCGGAGCAACAAGAUUGGGGAGAUCAAGGAAUGGCCCCUCGGCGAGAUAUGCUGGUAUUUCACUGAUUCCUGGGAGCAAUUCCGUAUCAGCGGUAUCAUAGAUGUGAUUGAUGGUUCCAGUCCGGAUCCUGCCAAGCUCCAGCAACGAGAGAAAGCUUGGUUCGCCAGUUCAGUGAAGUCAAGAUCACAAUACUUAGGACAAAGUCCAGGGGUUCCCGUCGCAAAUGAUGACCACAUUAAGGAUGUUCAUAUCGAUCCAUCAGCUGGCCCAGUUGAUGCCUACUGUCUUCUGACUCUUGAUCCAGAAAAGGUUGAUUAUGUGAACUUGAAAAGUAAUCAGAGAUUGAUGUUCACAAGAACCCAGGAAGGAGAUGAGUCCAGUGACUGGAUGGCCGAAAAAGUUAGCCCAUAAUGAAUUUUUUUGUUAAGGAAGAACAGAAAGGUGUUAUUGGCUGCCACUAUUUUUAUUUUGUGAUUUUCCAUGGCAAGGAACUGUCUUCAUUCUACUCCCUCCGUUCCCAAAUAUAAGUCUUUUUAGAGAUUCCAACAAGUGACUACAUACAAACCAAUGUGAGUGAAUCUACAUUCUAAAAUAUGUCUACAUACAUCCGUAUGUUGUAGUCCAUUUGAAAUGUCUAAAAAGACUUAUAUUUAGGAACGGAGGGAGUACAAUAUAGUUUCUAGCAUGUCAAAAUGUAUUUUUUUGGUAGAGCAUCCAUGGAUUACCGGGUCUGAACAGCUGUGCUAUGUGCUUUAUCUGCAUAACAGUCAUUUGUUAACAUACAUUAUGACUCUAAUUAACAUUAGUGUUCGCUUUUAAA